AAAAGUCCAGUUUUGGUCCGGUCCUGGUCUUUUUUUCGGUCCGGCAACCGGACUUUAAAACUCUACUUAGGUGUACUAGGCUACCCUGUUCACCAUCCCAUUUUGCUUGCUUGCUUUCUGACUCAACGCCAAUAUUUGGUGCAUCCCCCAAUUGCACUUGAAGGUCAACAGCUGGCUAUGCAAGGCCUAGCAACGCUUGAAUUCGACGAACUCGCCGUGAUUUCCUCUACCUUUUAAAGGUGCACCCGAUUCUAGACACAGUUGUACAUGUUACUGUGACUGAGCAUCUGUGACCAACUAGGCGGGCCAGGGCUCAGGGCAGGCCGCAUCAUACUUAACUCUGAGACAUGCUCCUCACCGUGACCAGUCGAAAUGUCCUGCUUCCUGAUUGUGAUCAGCCACGACCUGCGACAAUCAAUGUUGACAUCAGGACUGGCAAAAUCAUCGAGGUUCUUUUGACUUACACUGGCGGUGCAGCGUGUAUCAAAAGUGGAGAUCCACACUUCGUUGAUGCCGGGGACAAAGUUGUUCUUCCUGGGCUGGUCGAUGCCCAUGUUCAUCUGGAGGAACCCGGAAACCAGGACUGGGAAGGCUUUUGGACAGGCACACAAGCCGCCGCCGCUGGAGGCGUCACCGUUCUAAUUGAUAUGCCUGUCGAUUCUAGUCCGCCCACCACCACACCAAGGAACCUUGAUAUCAAACGUUGUUCUGCUCGUGGACGGUGUUGGGUAGAUGUUGGAUUCUGGGGCGGUGCGAUUCCUGGGAAUCAAGCCGAAUUAAAACCCCUCUUAUCCGCUGGCGCCAGAGGCUUUAAGUGCUUUUUGAUCGACACAGGCAUUGAGGAAUUUCCUCGUGUUUCUGAGAGUGACCUUCACACCCACAUGUCUCGCCUCCAAAAUUCUGUCAUGAUCUUCCACGCUGAAAUGCAGAACGCUUCUACAUCAGCGCGACACCGACUUGAUCCAAGGUCAUACCAGGAAUUCCUCUGUUCGCGUCCCGAGGAGCUCGAGAUAGAUGCCAUCACUCUCAUUACUCGCCUCCAAGCAAUGUACCCCUCAGUUUCUUGUCACAUUGCCCAUCUAUCAGCUGCAUCCGCCUUGCCCACCAUCCGUGCUACCAAAGCACACGGAUCAAAGCUUUCCGUCGAAACAUGUUUUCAUUAUCUGUGUUUAUCAGCAGAGGACAUCCCGGAUGGCGCGACCGAGUACAAAUGCACCCCUCCGAUUCGCGAGGACUCUAACAGAAAUCUCCUCUGGGACGCUCUCAUAGAUGGUACCAUUGACUGUGUAGUCUCCGAUCAUAGCCCUUGUCUCGUUGAGAUGAAGGAACUUGAAAGCGGUGAUUUCAUGGCAGCCUGGGGUGGAGUCAGCUCUCUAGGCCUUGGAUUGAGUCUUCUAUGGACGGAAGGAAGGAAGAGAGGCGUCUCGAUUGGACAGAUGAUUCGUUGGAUGAGCAUUAAAAAUGCCGAACUAGCGGGGCUAUCCGACAAGGGCCAGCUGAAAGUGGGACAUGACGGCGAUUUAGUGAUCUGGGAUCCGCAAAUGGAGUUCAAGGUGAAUGCCAGCGCUACUGCUGCUCCCGUGGUAAUAACUGAUCGCAUGAUAGGUCUCGAAAGAGCAUUUGUUUUUCAAGAACAAGUUGACUCCCUAUGAAGGCAUGAUUUUGAGAGGCGUCGUGGACAAAACAUUUGUUCGUGGUAGAUUGGCUUACGACUCGGCACUUCAGGAUGGUU
Molecule: messenger RNA, 1732 nt
Organism: Suillus paluster
Lineage: Eukaryota; Fungi; Basidiomycota; Agaricomycetes; Boletales; Suillaceae
Product: allantoinase
Exons: 5
Coding region: 348-1652 (434 amino acids)
Biological process (GO): purine nucleobase catabolic process; allantoin catabolic process
Cellular component (GO): cytoplasm
Molecular function (GO): zinc ion binding; cobalt ion binding; allantoinase activity
Source: RefSeq, a predicted model, not a curated record